Messenger RNA from Larimichthys crocea (large yellow croaker), 4207 nucleotides. Its product is annotated as E3 ubiquitin-protein ligase RNF14. Gene Ontology annotation, molecular function: ubiquitin-protein transferase activity; protein binding; zinc ion binding. Lineage: Eukaryota; Metazoa; Chordata; Actinopteri; Sciaenidae. The transcript is spliced from 7 exons. The record is from RefSeq and is a predicted model, not a curated record. The coding region runs from base 667 to 2130 and encodes 487 amino acids. Gene Ontology annotation, biological process: protein ubiquitination.
AACUACUGGCUGGAUUACAUGAACAAUAUAUACUGUUUGUGGAGGGUGACUCAUAAUGACUCAAGUGAACCAUGUUUUCUAAUGCCACAUUUCCCACCCAGACACAACAAAUAUAAAAAUCCAAUGUACUGAGCAUAAUAAUCCAUAAACAGAAUGAACCAUCUCCAUCUUUGUCACUCUAUGAGCUUUCGUUUAGCACCAAACACCAUCAGCUGUAAAGAACUGUAUGGGCCUUUCCUGUAGCACCACCCUCAGGAGUUACAUUACACUUGCAUCAUAAAAACACUUCAAGCCAGAAACAAUGUCAGUGUAUGUAUUAACUGUGUGGCUCCUUGCAGACUGCACCCAGGGUUUAAUCUUUUCAACCACAUUAUAAUAUAUUGUUUGUUUGUUCAAAGAAAGCUGUAUUUAACGUGAUGACGUAACAUAAAGGGCACAUGACUAACGAUGGCAGUGUUUGUCUUAAGAGCAGACGUUGCUGUGUAUCCCUGAGCUUUUACAUCACACACCUGUCAACAGAGAGACGGAGCACCGUGAACCAGGAGCAGGUGCAGGCUGGCACGAACAAAUGUCGACGGAAAUAUAAAGUCAACUAGGAAACAAACUUUAUUGUCGAGGAGGCAAAGCAGCGCGAGCAGGAGGAGGUGGAAGUUUAGGACUGGAAGUAUGUCCGCGAACAGCGAGGAGCAGGAAGACGAACUGCUUGCUCUCCAGAGUAUCUUUGAUCCGGAGGAGUUCGUCCGGAAUGAGACGAAGUCUGCCGGAGAAAUCCGAGUGUGUGUUGAGCUUCCUACUGACUUCACUGUGGCUCUGAGAGAAGGUGACUCCCUGAGGCAGUAUGAGAUAUCUUUCCUACCUCCUUUGCUUCUGACCUUUGAACUCCCUGCAGACUACCCAUCCUCUUCCCCUCCCUCCUUCACCCUCACAUGCAGCUGGCUCACAGACACACAGCUCUCUGCACUGGCUGCCCAGCUCACUGAUCUCUACCAGGCCACUGGAGGCGCCGUGGUGCUCUUCACCUGGGUGCAGUUUCUUAAAGAAGAUGCCCUCGGGUUCCUGGACAUCCAUACUCUGUUGGAGCUUCCCUCUGAUGAACACAGCACCCAAAACGAAAGCCAGGACUCACUAAAUGCUGCAGAUUUCUUAAAUAAAGGGAGUGUUUCAGUCUCAGUUCCUUCCAGUUCUUCAGGCCCAUUAGAUCAAAGUGAGCAAGGAGCUUCUUCUCUGCCAAUCCACCCCAGAGAAUCCACUCCAAACAAAGACCAAACCCCCUCUCCUCUCUGCCUGACUCCAUCACAGGCUCUCCUGUCCCAGCUCUUGAUCUACAACGCCACUCAGCAACAGAAACAGUUUGCCACCACAGGGUUUGACUGCGGUGUGUGUUUUAUGCGCCGGCUCGGUUCGGACUGUGUGCAGUUGCCUGAGUGUGGCCACAUCUUCUGCCAGGCUUGUCUCGGCCAGUUCUGUAAGCUCCAAAUAACAGAUGGGAACGUCCAGGGUGUCACCUGUCCUCAGGCAGAAUGCACUGCCACUCCUACGCCUGCACAGGUGAGGAGUCUGGUAGGAGAGGAGCUGUUCAGCCGCUACGAUCGUCUCCUGCUACAGAAUACACUGGACUGCAUGUCUGAUAUUGUGUACUGUCCUCGGCGUUCCUGUGGUUCGGCCGUCAUUCAAGAGAAGUCCAGCAAAGCAGCAAUGUGCUCCGCGUGCAGCUAUGCCUUCUGUGUCGUCUGCAAAAAGACUUACCAUGGAACAGAGGACUGUCAGGGAAAGAAGAAAGUAACAGAAAUAGAUACAGCAGGAAGUGGUGUGGAUCUGCCUCAGUCACAAGAGGGGAUAAAAGCUUUGUGGGACGACUAUAGCACUGGCAGUAAGCAGAGGCAGAAGCUCCUGGAGAGCAGAUACGGUCGCAACACAUUGCAGCUCACUGUGUCGGACUGUCUCAGCGAGAACUGGAAAAUCUGCAAUAGCAAGACCUGCCCUCACUGUUUCUCCAGAAUACAGAAGAACGGAGGAUGUAACAUGAUGACGUGCUCUCAGUGUAGACAGAUGUUCUGCUGGGUUUGUGCCGCCAGACUGCCAUCAGUUCAUGCAGGCUCACAUUUUGCGGAGGGUACCUGCAACCAUUAGUCCUUCAGCUUCUCUUGAACACGACUGUUAUGGGAUUUUUGAAGCUGAUACUGGUACAGAUUUUAGAGGGGGAGAAAUUUACUGAUUACCAAUAUGGCGACAUAUAUAGUGAAUUUUUGAGCUGGAAAAAAAUUUGACUUUUUCUAUGUGAAUGUUGCAAAGAACUGGAAACCACACACAUAAACACACACACAUAGUUUUUACAUCUGUGCAUAUCAGUUCAUAUCAGUCAGACUCUAAUAUUUAUGCUCCUGAAGUUCUCUUUUAACAGACACAUAAAUAAAUGUAAUGCAUUUAUAAAUGUAAAUGUAAAUAACUUAAAAAUCAUGCUUUCUCAUCUGAACACUAAAAACAAUAGAUGGUAUGUGUUAUGUGGUAUUUGUUGGCAGACCAUUACAUGUACGGUUUAGUCACACUUUAAACAAGCUGCUGUUUUAUAAAACAGACAGACAGAGAAGUGCAUUGUUCGUUUAACUUUAGAGAUCUCUGUUUUUAAGUUUAACAUCUUAACAUCACUGAUUUCCACUGAAGCUUUGCAGUCAUUCACAAAAUCGAACCUUGUGACAUACUGUGUCAUGACCAGUAGAGGGCGCUAAAUAACAAGAAUGACAAAACACACUGGCAUAGCUUUACAUGAGAUCUUCUUUUGGUUCUAUCAAGAAAUGCAUUUUGCAGAACAUGACUUAUAGUUCAGUAUUUAAUAAGUCAAACUGUUAUGUGACAUGUUUGCUACCUCAGUUAUGCUCAGGGUAUCUAGUGGUUCUGCAGCUGAUUUAGCUUUCUUGUUUUACUUUCAUGUGUGAUCAUUAAUUAGAUUAUUGGUAUAUAAACUCAGCAAAUAGUAAAAAAUGACCAUUAAAGUUUUCAGUGCCUGUGGAGACCUUUCAAAUAUAUAUUCUUUAUAAAAUAAUCUAUAAUUCUACCAUAUUCUGUUUAUCAGACUAUUUGAGAGGCUGACACCAACAAAACUUGCUUAAAAAAUUACUUAAGCAAUAAAUUGUGUAUCAAAAUUGUUGUAGUUUUUUCUUCUAUUGAUCGACUGAUUGAUUAAGUAACUAAGCGUUGCAGCUCCAGUACCUGGAGUUAGAGAGUUAAAGAGGUGCACUGCAACAUUGUAAAUGUAUUGUAUUUUAAAUAGAUUUCAUGUGGCACUGUAACCACAGCAACUUUGUGUGCUUAACUGUCUUUUUUUGUCCUCUGAGUUACUUUGUUAUUUAAGCACAGAGGAAAAAUUGUGAUUAUCAUACACAGUCAGAGAUAUCAGUUGCAAAGUAUUCAUCUUUAGCCUCCAGCCUCAAACUGGUAAGCUUUUACAUUAUAUGGCUGCAUAUCCAGCUCCAUAUUCUUCAGAAAAGCACAGUACACAAUGAAAGACCUCCUAGGGCGAAUCAUCUUUCACUUUUAUGGCCAUAAAACAAAUACAAUUCUUCCAAAAGAACUGAUUAACAACAACAACAUUUUUUUUCCCCCAUUUCACAUAACACUGGAUGCUUAUACAGCAAACUUGCACACUUUUGUAAAUUAUCAAUGUUUUAUUAUUUUACUAACCAGCCCAAGAACUAUAGAAAGAAAAUAGCAAUUUGCUAAAACCUGCUAUAUUGCAACUCUGCGUUGUCUUCCUGUUUAAAUAAAGAAAAUCAAAAGUUCCUUCAAAGGUCACCCUGCAGGUAGUUCUUGGGUGUUUUUUCUUCUUUUGCAUCUACUCACUGAUUUCCUGUUUUUGAAACAUUUCCCUCCCUUCCUCCACUGCUCUGUCAUAACAGUGGAACAAAGACCACUGUUGCAUGUCCCCAGACUCUGUCUGAGACAUGAUCGGGAAACUACAGCUGUCUUUUAUAUUAAGCCAAAAAAUACUGGCCCUCUCUCUCUCUCUCUCUCUCUCUCUCUCUCUCUCUCUCUCUCUGUGUCGCUAUAUCUCCUCCAAGAAAAAUCCAGCAGUUUCCACACACAGGUCAUCACUUCCUCAUAAAUGUCUAAACAACUGUUUGCUUUUCUGACUCACAGUUCUGUAGUAGGGCCUGGAGGACUGGAACUGGAACUGAAAGUUAAAAUGGGGCUAAGAAACAAUACAGAGCUC